This is a messenger RNA of Colletotrichum acutatum, 1464 nucleotides long. RefSeq names its product major facilitator superfamily transporter. Gene Ontology annotation, biological process: transmembrane transport. Gene Ontology annotation, molecular function: transmembrane transporter activity. Lineage: Eukaryota; Fungi; Ascomycota; Sordariomycetes; Glomerellales; Glomerellaceae. The transcript is spliced from 3 exons. Gene Ontology annotation, cellular component: membrane. The coding region runs from base 1 to 1464 and encodes 487 amino acids. The record is from RefSeq and is a predicted model, not a curated record.
AUGAGUUUCGAGAACGGUCGCAAGCAAUCUCUCGAGAUGAAGGAAGACAAGAAUGCGCCCGUCGUCAGCGAGGCGGACGCUGAGCUCGCUGAGGCGCUGAGGAACUAUGUGCCCGGCACGCGAGAGGAGAAGCAGCUGGUCAGGAAGAUUGACCUUUACCUGAUGCCGAUGCUUUGGAUCAUGUACAUCCUCAACUACGUCGACCGCACAAACAUCGGAAACGCAAAGAUCGCGGGAAUGCAAAAGGACCUCUCACUCACCGACGAUGGAUACGCCUGGGUCCUCUCGAUUUUCUUCUUCGGCUACCUCAUCUGCGAGGUCCCCUCCAACAUGAUCCUCAGCCGCAGCCGGCCCUCCAUCUUCCUUCCCGGAAUCAUGCUUGUCUGGGGCGCUCUCAGCGCCCUCAUGUCCAUCUCAAAGACCUACAGCGCCCUCCUCGGCUUCCGCUUCGUCCUGGGCUGCAUCGAGGCCGGCUUCUUCCCGGGCGUGCUCUUCCUCCUGUCGUGCUGGUACACCCGCGCCGAGCUCGGCAAGCGCUUCGCCAUCUUCUACACGGCCGCUGUCCUCUCGGGCGCCUUCGGUGGUCUCCUUGCCGGUGCCAUCACGGCCAACCUUCAUGACGCGCACGGCAUCGCCGGCUGGCGCUGGCUCUUCAUCGUAGAGGGCGUCGCGACCGUCGGCGUCGCGCUCAUUGCCUUCUUCGUGUUGCUCGACUACCCCGCCACCGCGAAGCAGCUCACCCCCGCCCAGCGCCAGCUCGCGAGCAUCCGUAUCAUCGCCGACGGCAUCGCCUCGGGCGGGCAGAACAAGGCGCGCCUGUCGCACUGGAAGGCCUUUGUCGCCGCCGUGUCGGACCCGCGGACGUACAUGUUCAUCGUGCUCUUCAUGCUCGACGUCGGCGCGGGCACGAUUUCGUACUUUAUCCCUACCAUCACGCUUACCCUGGGCUACGACACCGUCAAGGCGCAGUACAUGACGGUGCCCAUCUACGCCGUCGCCUCCGUGUGCCUCAACAUUGUCGCGUGGAGUUCCGAUAAGCACCAGGAGAGGCGGUGGCACGUCGCCGCGCCACUGGGCUUGGGCUUCGCGUGUGCUGUUGUGUGUGCUGCGGUGCAGACGCCCAUCGUGCGGUACGUCAUGGUUUGCUUCCUGGCGGCGGGUAUUUGGUCUGCGUUGCCGCUUGUCUUGUCCUGGACGAGUGGCGUUAUUAGCUUGCCGGCUGAGAAGCGUGCUAUUGUGUUGGCCAUGGUGAAUGCGUUUGGUAACUUCUCGAGUGUGUACGGAAGCCGUAUCUGGCCGAGCAAAGAUUCGCCGGCGUAUCACACUGGUUUUGGUGUUACGGCUGGGUUCUUGGGUGCGGGUAUGAUUAUUGCCAUUUUGAUUCCCAUUCUUGUCAAGAUGGUGAACUGGCAGGGAACCAAGGCAGAAAGAGAGGUUCUUGCCGAGAACGAGUUGGAGCAGUGA